UGUGAAAUAUUGGAAAUAGCAGCUGUGUACAUGAACCUCUCAUUUAAAAGGUACAUUCUACCUAGAAAAGCUAUAUCACCAUCGGCGUCGGCACUGAAUAAUUUAACAUUCGACGGUCAAUAUUUGUAUUAUAAGACAAAACAAGUUGAUGCAAUUCCUUGUGUGCAGGCCCUGAAAGAAUUUUUAGUAUUCUUGCAUCAGGUAUCGAAAAUAAUGAAUAACUCUUAUAUAUUUCUGGCGGCUCAUAAUGGCGACCAUUUUGAUUUUAAACACUUGUUUAGAACGUUCAGGGAAGUUAAUUUAAUAGACGCUGCUCUGGCCAUAGUUUACGGUUGUCUGGAUUCUCUUCUAUUCCUCAGAGAACUUUACCCCAAGCUUCUUUCACACAAACAGGAAGAUUUGGUAAAAAAUUUUUUAGGACUGGAAUACACAGCACACAAUGCACUGGACGAUGCCAAAUUCUUGCAACGUUUGUUA
Helobdella robusta is the source of this 477-nucleotide messenger RNA. RefSeq lists its product as hypothetical. Gene Ontology annotation, cellular component: cytoplasm. Gene Ontology annotation, biological process: DNA catabolic process. The transcript has a single exon. NCBI's taxonomy places the organism in Eukaryota, Metazoa, Annelida, Clitellata, Rhynchobdellida, Glossiphoniidae. The record is from RefSeq and is a predicted model, not a curated record. The annotation marks the transcript as partial. Gene Ontology annotation, molecular function: 3'-5'-DNA exonuclease activity; nucleic acid binding.